AUGGCUCUCUCAAUGAGAAAUGACGUCUCUAGCAGAAUCUUGGAUAUUAGCAGACGCUCCAUUGCAAUAGGGGUGACAACGGCAGGGGCGUCGCUGGCAUCGCGCCUCGUCUCCUCGUUAUUUCAUCCCAGGCGGGCCAAAAAGGCGACAGACACACCUUUUAAAAGUGCGGUCACUGCCGGUGCAACAGCCGCUUUAUCAAAUCAGCUGUCGGAGUGUACAACCAUGGCGCUAAAUGGGGCGACCCAGAGCCAUGGGGUCCUCAACAACAUGGCAGCCGCCGCCGUCAGUGCAGCAGUGCUAUCUCAGCUUACUCACCAGCAAUCGCUUCGCAGGGUUGCGCUUGCCCCUGUACACGUGGGUUUAUCCUCUAUGCUCUUUACCGAAGAACCCCUGCACUCCCGUCUUCCCUUGCAAAUAAACAAGAGGUACUUUGGGCUCAGACAGUUUCUACUCGAUCCACCCAUAAGGAAGUCGGAUGGUCAGCAGCCUUAG
Molecule: messenger RNA, 495 nt
Organism: Giardia duodenalis
Lineage: Eukaryota; Fornicata; Diplomonadida; Hexamitidae
Exons: 1
Coding region: 1-495 (164 amino acids)
Source: RefSeq, a predicted model, not a curated record